Monascus purpureus is the source of this 993-nucleotide messenger RNA. NCBI's taxonomy places the organism in Eukaryota, Fungi, Ascomycota, Eurotiomycetes, Eurotiales, Aspergillaceae. The record is from the annotation of a GenBank genome assembly.
AUGACGCGUCCAUCCCGCCUCCUGAAACAAGGCAUCUACGUCCCUACAGUGGCCUUCUUCACAGAAUCAGAUGAGGUUGAUAUCCCAACCACCAAGAAACACGCCGUGCACCUCGCCUCCGCCGGCGUAGCCGGUAUCACCGUGCAGGGCUCCAACGGCGAAGCCGUCCAUCUGGACCGUGAAGAGCGCAAUUCCAUCACGGCAGCAACCCGAUCUGCCCUGGACGAAAAUGGCUUCACCAGCGUCCCCGUCAUCGUCGGCUGCGGCGCGCAGUCGACGCGCGAGACAAUCCGGCUGUGUCACGAUGCCGCAGAGGCCGGUGGCGACUACGUCCUCGUCCUCCCACCAUGCUACUACAAGUCGAUGAUGGCGCGGGACGUCCUGCUCCAGUUCUUCCGCGACGUCGCGGAUGCCUCGCCCCUGCCGGUGCUCAUCUACAAUUACCCCGGUGCCGUGGCUGGGAUAGAUCUGGACUCGGAUGACGUGAUUGCGCUGGCGCAGCAUGACAAUAUUGUCGGGAUCAAACUCACCUGUGGGAAUACGGGGAAACUGGCGCGGAUCGCGUCUGCCGUGGCGGCCAGCGGGAACAACUUGAAGAGUGAUAGUAGUAAUGGCGUCCAGAACGGAAAUAGUAGUAAUCAUAGGUUCGUCACGUUCGGCGGUUCAGCAGAUUUCACUCUGCAGACGCUCGUGGCAGGCGGGGAUGGAGUCAUUGCUGGUGUGGCGAACCUUAUCCCGCGCGCCUGCGUGAAGCUUAUGCAGCUCUAUCAGGAUGGGAAGGUCGAGGAGGCGCAGAAAUUGCAGUCGCUCGUGGCCAGGGCGGAUUGGGUGACUAUCCGAACGGGCUUUGUGGGAGUCAAAGCGGCGCUGGAGGCAUUCUGGGGGUAUAAAGGAUGCGAGCCGAGGAGGCCUUGUGUGAGACUGGGUGCUGGGGAGUUGGAGAGGCUGAAGACGGAGCUGCAGGAGGCUGUCGAGGUGGAAAAUAAGCUGUAA